GCGAUUUUGCGAUUUCUCCGAUUCAAGCAAUUCCGGUGUUGUCUCCGGUUACGACGGCGGAAAAUCAGAAGAAGGCGACAGCGUAGCUACUCUUUCGGUUGGUUUUCUGUCGAGGAGUUGAAGCAAGAGAAACCCUAAUUUUGGCUCAGAUUCGCCGAAACCCUAAAGGUGCACCUUCUAAAGAAAUUCAUGGUGUUGCUAUAUUUUGGGGGCAAAGUAUCUAAGGAUGCACUCAUUCCAAUCACUAUCCCUCAAAUAUCUGAGGAUGCUUACAAGUAUCUCGAAGAUCUUCCAAAAGAUGUGAGGCGCAUCUUAGUGCCGAUACUACGUUCCCGCCCAGAUCCCUCUGAUGUAGUUGCAUUCAUGACCGAAACGACAGCUUCUGCUCUUUGGAAACAAAAAGAGCAAAAAAGGAUAAAUAGGCAUUGCCCACCAGAUUUUCAGCAUUUGCGCUAUGACCUAAACAACAAUACAGGAUGGGCAAUCAUAGCAGCUAAGCUGCUAAGUAUUGCACAUUUUCUUAGAGAAAAUGUGCCGCCUUUUGUUAAUUGUUCAGCUCAGUAUCUGCUCGAUUGUGUGCCUGGCAAGAAAGUAGUGUCAAAAGACGUGGGAAGCAGCAAAAGGAGACGUAUUUGUGACAACAUCAGCACUAUAGCAGAAGCCAUAGAGUAUGCUUUGAACAACAAAAUUCCACGCGAAGAUGAUUGGGAAUAUCUGGGAUAUCAGAGAGAUGACGAUCCACCAGUAGAUAUUUCCUAUUUUAACGUGAUGGGAAAGCUACAGUCGUUGACUCUUCAGGAGGCAUUGAGCUUCUUAAAUAAACAACCCGUGGCAGCUAAGCUGCAUCUCUUCAACUCCUACCAACAUGUUGAUAGGGUUUACCGUGGGCCUAUCCCCGAGUACUCUGACUACAUAGGAUUAGAAGAUGUGAUGGUAUAUGAAGUUACCAUCUAUUUGAGGGAGUGGGUUGCCAUAGUGAAGCUUCCAUGCAGAAUACAGGGUUUUUUGAGAGUUUCCUUAGAUGCGAUGCUUGUUUAUGUGCUUCGAGAUAAUCUUGAUCAGGCUGAUGCUCGUCGCAUUGUUUUGCCUAGCCGUCUGCUCACUGAGUUUAAUGUUAUUGUAGGCUAAGUAAUCAUGUUUUUUUUUUGUUUUUGCGUAGCUGUUGAUGAACUUUAGUAUUAAUGUAUUGUAUUGAACUCUACUUGUAUUGAUGUUAAUCUAAAUCUUGAAUUUAUGUUUCUGCUUGCUGGUUAGACCUAAAUCUUGUUUCUAC
Molecule: messenger RNA, 1273 nt
Organism: Arabidopsis arenosa
Lineage: Eukaryota; Viridiplantae; Streptophyta; Magnoliopsida; Brassicales; Brassicaceae
Source: the annotation of a GenBank genome assembly